Molecule: messenger RNA, 429 nt
Organism: Dovyalis caffra
Lineage: Eukaryota; Viridiplantae; Streptophyta; Magnoliopsida; Malpighiales; Salicaceae
Source: the annotation of a GenBank genome assembly
AUGGAACAAGAUAAGACUAGCAGUACCAGUACUCUAGCUAGCUACUGCCAUGGCUUCCAAGAAGCUCAUUGCCACCAUUUUGAUCUUCUCCCUUCUUUUUUCUCGACAUUUUCUGCUGCUUGCGGUCCUUGCCAACCUAAACCCAAGCCAAAGCCGUCUCCCCCACCAGCACCAACUUGUCCUACAGACACAUUGAAGUUAGGAGCUUGUGCUGAUCUCCUUGGACUUGUUAAUGUUGUUGUUGGAACUCCACCUUAUAGCAAGUGCUGUACUGUGCUUGAAGGCUUGGUUGACUUGGAGGCUGCCAUCUGUCUUUGCACUGCUAUUAAAGCAAAUGUGCUUGGAAUAAACUUGAAUGUGCCAGUUGCUCUGAGUACAAUUGUAAGUGCAUGUGGCAAAUCCAUCCCUCCUGACUUCAAAUGUAAAUGA